Molecule: messenger RNA, 1237 nt
Organism: Colletotrichum navitas
Lineage: Eukaryota; Fungi; Ascomycota; Sordariomycetes; Glomerellales; Glomerellaceae
Product: transcription elongation factor S-II
Exons: 3
Coding region: 145-1053 (302 amino acids)
Biological process (GO): regulation of mRNA 3'-end processing; DNA-templated transcription; transcription elongation by RNA polymerase II
Cellular component (GO): nucleus
Molecular function (GO): RNA polymerase II transcription regulatory region sequence-specific DNA binding; zinc ion binding
Source: RefSeq, a predicted model, not a curated record
UCUAGAUGAAGGUCGGAAUUUGAGUAGACUUACCUGCUUUAACGCACGUUCAACCACCUCGUUUUUAACAAAUUCCAUUCUGCGUCGUGCGCGACAGAAACUUGCCUGCCACCAUAUCAACCUCGCAUAACUUGACCGCCCGCGAUGUCGACAGGCAUGGAUCAACGCGAGCUUGAAUCCUGCAUCAAGCAGCUCAACAAAAUCGUCCAGGCGAACGAGCCCCCUACGACUGCCCUUGCUCUCCUUGAGCGGCUGAAAAAGGAAGCCGCCCCUACGGAGGAGAUGCUCAGGUCCAGUAGAGCUGGUGUCUUUGUCGGCAAGCUUCGAUCGAACUCGAACAAGGACAUCGCCCGAGCAGCUACCGAACUUGUCCACAAAUGGAAGAAGCUCGUCGAGGCCGAGAAGCAGGGCAAGAUCAAGAAGCAGUCGUCCCCCGCGGCUCCGUCUCCGACCCAGGCCUCCGCACCAAAGCCCUCCUCGUCAAACGCGAUGAACCAACCCUUCAAGGGCAAUCCAGAGCUCCGUCGUGCCAAGACCGAUGGCUGUGACACCAAGCGUACCGGUGACGAAACGCGCGAUUCCUGCAUUGAGCUGAUCUACAACGGUCUCGCUUACCGAUCUACCGCCCCCAUUAACGAUGUUCUUACAAAGGCCGUCGCCGUGGAGUAUGCUGCAUACACCCACUUUAAGGGUGUCACCAAGGAGUACCGUGAGAAGCUGCGCUCCUUGUUCAGCAAUCUCAAGGUCAAGAGCAACCGUCAGCUGGGUGUCAACGUCAUGGAGGGGAAGAUUGCCCCGGAGCGGUUCGUGGUCAUGACCCAUGAGGAGCUCAAGUCGGAUGAGCAACGGAAGAAGGAGGACGCCCUUCAACAAGAGAACAUGAAGAAGGCCCAGGUCCCCAUGGCCGAGAAGAGCAUCAGCGAUGCUCUCAAGUGUGGCAAAUGCGGUCAGAAGAAGGUUAGCUACAGCCAGGCGCAGACGCGCAGUGCUGAUGAACCGAUGACGACAUUCUGCGAGUGUACUGUCUGCGGGAAUCGCUGGAAGUUCUCUUGAGCGCGCGAUUCCAUGGAGGGGAGGUUCUCACUUGUUUUCGACCGACGGCGUGAUUUUUCGCUUAUACCUGAGGCACGGGAUGGUCUUGCAUUUGGCACUCGACAGUGGUGCGGUUUUGGUUGGUACGGAGUUGGGGAUGAGGAAAGGGCCUCUUUUUGCUCCUUUUAAACUAUUCUUUUUUGGC